AUGCUUGCGAAAGUCAGGUGCAUGACCGCUGAUCCUCUCAGAAAUUCCGGGAAAUCUAGAUGGAUUGAAUUGUCGUGUCGAAACGCGAUGCCGUUUGUGCAAGCCUUUCUUCUGCCCUUGUGCUUGACUUCCACGGCUACAAGUGCCACGAAUGCAAGAGGUGCUACCAGUGCUGGUGAUGUUACUUGCAGCUUGCAAACCGCUCGCGAGCAUUCGAACCUGCCACCAACAAUGCCUGAUAUCGACUACCUCUUUCGAGGCUACGAUCUAAUGCGGGGAAAUCCCAAAUCCACUGAAGCUGACGUGGAUCCAGGUUAUCUAGAGCCUAUCUUUGCAACAACUUAUGUGUUUCAGAAAAGAAGUUCAGACCGACGCUAUCUUAUACCAGAUGGCAUAGAAGUGUCUGUCGUUAACAGCUGCACAACCGAAUUUGAGUUUAUGCAGAUGGCAAAUGAGAAGUCCUACCAGGACGGGAUGCGGACCAAACAACAUGAUCGGUCAAUAACCAAGAAAGGGUCAAGACAAAAACAUGAGAACAGUUGA
Durusdinium trenchii is the source of this 543-nucleotide messenger RNA. The record is from the annotation of a GenBank genome assembly. Lineage: Eukaryota; Dinophyceae; Suessiales; Symbiodiniaceae.